AUGGCAAGCUUUAGAGACAGGAGGCCCUCCGAGAGCCCGGUGCCGAGGCGCCGCCCGAGGUCGCCCGCCGAGGAGGUGGCCCUGGAGGAGGGCAUGGAUUUCGGCUCCGAGGCUGCCUCGCGUUUCGAGCCGGUAGGGCGGAACACGUCGUACGUGCCCGUUGCCUACCCUGUCGCGGAGGUGGCGCCCGCCGCGGGAGGAGGGACCGCAGCUCACCGUGUGGAUGACGGCUUCAGCGGGGAGGGCUCUGACGGAGAGCCGGAAAUGUCGGAGUUUGCGGAGUCCCAGUUCAUGAAGUCGGAGUUCAACGAUUCUCACCUGGGGACAGAGUACUCCACUUACGGUACGGAGUACUCGGGGGAGGAGGGAGACGCCGGGGGCGGCGGCAGCCGCUUUGUGGGCACCACGGAGUGGGCUAGGCAGCAGCGGUCGCAGAACUCGUCUCAGUUCACGGCGGACCGGGACGGCGGCGCGUCAGCGGGCCCCUGGAGCGGCCCCGGGCGAGAAACGUCCGGCUGGGACAAGGACGGCGGUGGGCGGCAGCACCGCGGGAGAGGCAAGUACGCCGGGGAGGACGGCCGAAUGCACGACCUGCCCCCCAUGCCGGACAAGAAGCAGAUGCCCUCGAACCACUCGGUGCUCUCCCACGACCUGAGCGGGUUCUCGGACUUCGACCCCACCCCGAAGAGCACCCACCGCCAGCGGGACGCCAGCGAAAGCGUCGGCAGCGGGGGCAGCGGCGGCGCCGCCGGCGAUAUCAGAGCGCCGCACCCGGCCCCCUCGGACCGGAUCAACUGGAACCGGGGGCUGACGGGGGCGGCGGCGGCGGCGGCAGACGCCGACGCGCGCAACUUGGCGAGGAAGCAGCAGCGGGAGCGGGAGGCGGCAGCAGCGGAUUUGGCGCAGAAGAGAGCCGCGAGGAAGGCGGCGUUGUCGGCGGCGGCGGGCGGGGCGGCGGCGGCAGCUGCGACGGUAGCCGGCGGCUCGGACGCGAGCGGUUCGGGCAGGAAGAAGAAGCCGUGGCCGCCGUCGGCGCACAGCGGGCCGCCAGACCCAAGAAAGGGGCAGGCGAACGGGGCGGCGGUGCGGGAUAUGGGGGACAUGAAGGAGGAGGGGAGCGGGAGCGGGAUGUCGGCGUUCAGAGCCAGCACGUUGGAGGCGCAACGAACACACGGGGACCCCUUCGACGAUAGGCCGCGAAACGAGAACGGGACCACCGGGGAAUACGCCGUGCCCACCUACCGCAGCCUGAUCUUCACGCCGCUCAUGUUCCUCAUCUGCCUCAUUCUGCUGUUCUGGGAGUUCGGCCUGAACGGCUGGGAGGCGGAGUCUUUGGAGGAAAACCCCUCCUACGGGCCCAGCGUGGAGACCCUCAUCGAGGCCGGCGCGAAGCGGACGGAUCUGAUCGUCGACAACGGGGACUGGUGGCGACUCAUCUCACCGAUGUUCCUGCACGCGGGCGUGGUGCAUUUCCUGUUCAACAUGCUGGGAUUUUUGCAAGUGGGAGCGAUGGUGGAGAGGGUCUUCGGGUGGUGGCGGGUCGCGUCCAUUUACCUGGUGUCAGGGGUGUUCGGGACGAUAGUUUCGGCGAUCUUCGUCCCGACGCAGGUCAUGGUCGGGGCCUCGGGGGCUAUCUUCGGGGUGUUCGGAGCGCUGUGGGCGGACCUGUGGCAGAACUGGAGCGUUAACCAGGACCGCUGCAGGAUGUUCACCGUCCUCUUUAUUCUCACUGCGGUAAACAUCAUCCUGGGCCUGAUGCCGUUCUUGGAUAACUUCGCCCACUGCGGCGGCAUGCUGAUGGGGUUGUUCAUGGGCUUGGGUCUGCUGGUGCAAAAGAGGGAAGACGACCGUGGGGACCGUCUCAACAAGAAGUGUUACCAGAUAAGCCUCCAGCUCGUGGCGGCGGUCGCUGUGCCCACGCUGAUGAUCCUCGGGCUUUCUCUUCUCUACGGGAGGUCGGAUCCCGCGGAGUGGUGCGGUUGGUGCGAGAACAUCUCGUGCGUGGAAUUCCCGCCGGGGGACAGCCCCGUGGUGGGCUUGCGACGAGUGCAGCACGGUCGGAUUCGAAGGCGGAAAAAUUCUCGGACGGCACGAUCACGAUAUCGUGUCCGGACGGAACAUCCGAAUCGAGCGACCAAUGCUCAGACGAAUCGGACGAAUUGCUGGUGGCAUGUUGCAUCAGCCUCUGCCUGUAGCCUACAGCAUGCAUACGUUACCGUUACCCGUUGCGUGCGCGGGCGCGCGCGUUUGCUGCUGCUUCUGGGCACCGUGGAGACCAAGCUAUUUACGACCUUCGUUUAGCACGCGUUUGCUGCUGCUUCUGGGCUCUGUGUGCGACCAGCUAUUCAGGACGUUCAUUCAGCACGCGUUUGUUGUUGCUUCCUUGGGGCUGUGGCGACAAGGUAGGACCUUGGUUGCCUUGGUUGUGAAGCUGGUUGCCUUGGUUGUGAAGCUGGUUGCAUUGGUUGUGAAGCAGGUCGCCGCCCCCCCCCCGCCCCCUGGCGGCAGCUUUGCCUUGGUUCUGUUAAUGGUUCUCAUUUAUAUCUGUCCGUUGAGACAGGGGGUGAGGGGACCAUGCAAGAUGUCUCGAAGGGAGCAGAUGUGAUUCCACGCGCUGUCAUUGGUUUUGCUGUUGAGGGCACCUAGCUGUCGAGCGAGAACGAAAA
Ectocarpus siliculosus is the source of this 2666-nucleotide messenger RNA. NCBI's taxonomy places the organism in Eukaryota, Phaeophyceae, Ectocarpales, Ectocarpaceae. The record is from the annotation of a GenBank genome assembly.